AUGGAAGAGAUAAUUGUACGAUGUUCGCUACCAGUACGGGACAUCUCAUUGUCUCGUGAUGGCGAGUGGGCAGCUGUAGCAAGUGAUGAGCUCGAUGUCAAGGUCGUCAACACACGAGACAUGACCAGGAUCAUGCACUUGCGUGAACAGUGUCGGCCAGUCAAGAACGUGUCUUUCGACGUCAGCGGAACUAUGCUUGCAGUGUCCUGCUCGGACGGUGUUGUGUACAUGUACUCACUGAGCUCCGAGAAGCUGCAGCUUCUGAAGCGUGUCGAUGGCUUGAUCAAGACGCUCGAGACAGAUGCUGAAGCAAGUGCUAUGGUGGCAUGGCAUCCUGAUGGCCGAGCGUUCAUUGCACCCACAAGCACUAGAGACAUCCAAUGUGUGGCAAGGAAUGACUGGCAGCGGCAGAAGGCCUUCACUGGGGGGCACCGUGCCGACAUCUCUGCAAUGAGAUGGUCACCUAACGGCGCACUUUUAGCGUCUGCUGGGGUCGACAACAGCCUUUGUCUGUGGGAUACACGCACCCAGCGUCUUAUCAAGACCUUCGAGGACGUCAGCAACACAAUCAUGGCAAUCGACUGGCAUCCGACGGAAAACAUGUGCUCCUAUACUAACAAGAACGGCGAGCUCUUCAUGCGCGAAAAUUUUGUCCCCAGUCCCUCAUCUACUCUCCUCAAGGUCGCCCUCCAACCUUCUCCGAUGAACAAUGAGCCGCUGUCCGAGGUCUCAGGCAACGCGCAAAGGCGCCCCGGCGACGGGCUGAAAUCGAAUGGAGUUCUUCGCAGUGUUGAAGACCAGUAUUUGGACGAUCUACUGGGUCCGGAUGCCAUGUCAGAGGAUGAUGGCGGCUUCAUUGAGGAUGAUGACGGUGCGGGCUAUGCAGAGGUGCCAAACGGACACGGCAAGCGUGCUGCCGGUGGCAUGACCAGCUUGCCUGCGAAACGUCACCAAGCAUAUUCAUCUUGGCAGCCACGAAUCCAUGAGGCGUUCCAGCCCGGCAGCACCCCUUGGAGAGGCAAUCGACGAUAUUUGUGCCUCAAUCUGACAGGAUUCGUGUGGACAGUCAAUCAGGAGACACACCACACAAUCACCGUGGAGUUCUAUGAUCGCCACGAGCAUCGCGACUUUCAUUUCACCGAUCCUUACAAGUAUGACAAAGCCUGUCUCAACGAGAAAGGCACGCUCUUCUCAUGUCCGCCAUCAACACAGUCUGAUCAGCGAGCAAUGCUGUAUUACCGACCACACGAGACAUGGACGACUCGAAUGGAUUGGAAGACGCAGCUGCCAGCAGGCGAGACAAUCGUCUCGAUGUCUCUCAGCGACUCCUGCAUCGUUGCCACAACAUCUGCCGGCUACGUGAGAAUAUUCAGUCUCUUUGGCGUGCCGCUCAAGGUUCAUCGUCAGAAGAGCACACCAGCAGUGACUUGUGCAAGCUUUCGCGACUAUGUCCUGACCGUCGGUAACGGCUCGGUCGGCGGCGAUGGCACUACUCGGUUGCUGUACAGCAUAGAGAAUAUCCGACGAGACGAGAUCUACCAGAAUGAAGACAUUUUGGCUCUCCCAGAUGGUGCUGAGCUCCGCAGUGUGUUUUUCGGCGACAAAGGUGACCCUUGCAUCUAUGAUACUCAUGGCGUGCUACUCGUCCUUCUCCACUGGCGGACACCUGGCCAAGCAAAAUGGGUACCACUACUGGACACCAAAAUGCUCGAGCGCCUUGCGAGCGGGAGGAAGGACGAGACAUACUGGCCGGUGGCUGUGGCCAACAACAAGUUCCACUGCAUCAUACUCAAAGGCGGCGAGGAGUACCCUUACUUCCCACGACCACUACUGACGGACUUUGAAUUCAGCAUACCCGUGUCUGCAUUACCAAAGACAAGCGAGGAGGACGAAGAUAAAGAGCUUGUCCACCUCCAGGGCCUUGAAGAGCAGUACGUUCGUGCCACCCUGCAGCACUCACUACAACUAGAUCUGGUUGAGAACACGAACGCAUCAAGUGCCCAGAAAGCCGAAGUCCCGAUGAUGGAGCGCGAAGUGGACAAAGUGCUGCUCCAACUAUUGGCCACAGAGUGCAGAGAGGGCGAGGAGCGCGGCAUGAAAGCCUUGGAAAUCGCGUCUCUCAUGCGUGAUCGGAGUGGCAAAAUGCUUGAGGCUGCCGGCAAGAUUGCUGCCCGGUUCCAGAGAGACAUCUUGGGUGAAAAGAUCUACCAGCUAGCAGAGCGAAGACUUGUCGGGUUGGUGGAUGACGAAGAAAUAUGA
This is a messenger RNA of Recurvomyces mirabilis, 2259 nucleotides long. It is a transcript of the gene mcl1, whose product is annotated as DNA polymerase alpha accessory factor Mcl1. Gene Ontology annotation, molecular function: protein binding; chromatin binding. The coding region runs from base 1 to 2259 and encodes 752 amino acids. Gene Ontology annotation, biological process: mitotic cell cycle; DNA-templated DNA replication; DNA repair. NCBI's taxonomy places the organism in Eukaryota, Fungi, Ascomycota, Dothideomycetes, Mycosphaerellales, Teratosphaeriaceae. Gene Ontology annotation, cellular component: nuclear replication fork. The transcript is spliced from 2 exons. The record is from RefSeq and is a predicted model, not a curated record.